Hypomesus transpacificus is the source of this 1669-nucleotide messenger RNA. It is a transcript of the gene sult3st1, whose product is annotated as sulfotransferase family 3, cytosolic sulfotransferase 1. Gene Ontology annotation, biological process: sulfation. Lineage: Eukaryota; Metazoa; Chordata; Actinopteri; Osmeriformes; Osmeridae. The transcript has 6 exons. Gene Ontology annotation, cellular component: cytoplasm. Bases 536 to 1459 code for a protein of 307 amino acids. Gene Ontology annotation, molecular function: sulfotransferase activity. The record is from RefSeq and is a predicted model, not a curated record.
GGUGGGAACCAGAUGGGGAUGCAGAUUGAUAAGGAUGAUGACACUUCCAUUAGCGUUCCAGAUAUGCAAAUACACAUCUUAGCGAACGCUGACAUGUCCAUCAGGGUCUAUUUCAUACACCCCCAGCCCAAUAACGCACCCUGUUUUGUCCACUGGGUGGAUAUUUUUUUUUUGAAAGUAAACCGGACUCACAAUUUGGUAUGCGUGCUUUAAACAGUUGUGUUGUAUACACACACACACAUGUGUGGAUCUGAGUGUGUGUCCAUAAUGUAUCAGGAGGGCCAGCCUGUACACAUACAGGCCAGCCUGUAAACAUGCAGGCAGUAAGACACAGUAACUGCUCAUGUAAAGCCCGGCCUCAAGGUGGCAGCAGCUCAGCUAGAACAGUCCAGUCAGCCAGGGCAUCAAGAAGAAGAGACAGCCGUGACAUCACCAGUCCAAAGUCCUCACUGCGUAUGAGCUGGUUCCCGUCCUCUCCUUAACUCUUCCUGUAGUCACCUGCAGGCUGAGAAGACCCGUCUAAACUUCACCUGGAAUGGAACAGCUCUCCAGCUACCUGUGUCGGUACAGGAACUAUAACUUUGCUGUGGGCGUCACCACCGCAGAGUACAUCGAUUCUCUCCAGAGUUUCGAGAUUCGAGACAGUGACGUCUUCCUGGUCACUUACCCCAAGUCAGGGACGAUAUGGACCCAGCGGAUCAUAACGUGUCUGUACGACCUGGAGGAGCAGGUGGAGGAGCAGGUGGAGGAGCAGGUGGAGGAGCAGGUGGAGGAGCAGGUGGAGGAGCAGGUGGAGGAGCCCAACACCCUGGAGAGGAUGCCGUGGCUGGAGUACCGUGAGGGCCGCUCGGACUACGCCCUGAGACCCUCCCCCAGGCUGUUCGCCUCGCACCUCACCCCUGCACUCAUGCCCCCCGGACUGAAGGACAGGAAGGCUAAGAUCAUCUAUGUGAUGAGGAACCCCAAAGACACCCUGGUGUCAUACUACCACUUCUGCUGUGUCUGGGCCCAGCUGGAGACGCCCUCAUCCUUUCAGGACUUUAUGGAGCAGUUUCUGGCAGGGAACGUUGGUGCCGAGUCCUGGUUUGACCACAUCAGAGAAUGGCAUUCCAAGAGAGACCAGUACAACAUCCUCUUCCUGUCUUACGAGGACAUGAUCUUGGACCUGAAGACUGCGGUGACGAAGAUAUGCCGCUUCCUGGGGAAGAAUCUUGACGAGGGCGCAGUGGAGCAGGUAGUGGAGAAGGCUACGUUCAAGAACAUGAAACAGGACCCCAAAGCCAACUACAAGUUCCUGCCAACAGAGAUCAUGAAGGGAGACUUCAUGCGGAAAGGAGAGACAGGAGACUGGAAGACCAUGUUCACCGUGGCCCAGAGUGAGAGGUUUGACCACAUCUUCCAGCAGCAGAUGGGGGAUACGCCCGUCCGGUUCAUCUGGGACACGACAGGGAUGUCCUGAUGAAGAGACCGACUCGACACACCUCACAGUGGGACACAGGGACCCUCACAGUGGGACGCAGGGACCCACCUGGCAGUUAUCUUUGUGAUUCUAAGUUUAUAUGUUUGUAAACAGAAAAAGAGCAGCACAAAGAGACAGUCCUGCUAUUACAACAGAAGUGGGAAUGAAACGAUGAUGUGAAAUAAAACACAGAAGACUCGCAUUCCCUCA